Molecule: messenger RNA, 3270 nt
Organism: Solea senegalensis (Senegalese sole)
Lineage: Eukaryota; Metazoa; Chordata; Actinopteri; Pleuronectiformes; Soleidae
Product: G-protein coupled receptor family C group 6 member A
Exons: 7
Coding region: 49-2616 (855 amino acids)
Biological process (GO): G protein-coupled receptor signaling pathway
Cellular component (GO): membrane
Molecular function (GO): G protein-coupled receptor activity
Source: RefSeq, a predicted model, not a curated record
AGUCCAGGCCAGAAUACAGAAGAGCUUAAAACGUUGUCUCCCUUCAAGAUGUGCGUGUGCGGUGUGAUGAUUCUCAGCAUUGUCCUGGCUUGUGUGGAUGGAUGUGACAUCGCUCCGGCCACCUGUGGGGCCCAAGCACCAGGGGACAUUAUCAUAGGGAUAGUGUUGCCAUGUCAUCGUAAAGUCAACGCAAUUCAGGAGCGGAUUAGACCGGACAGCUUCAACUGCUCAGAUUUUGAUCAACGAUCAUUCAUGAAAUCCUUGGCUAUAAUUCAUGAAAUCGAGCAGAUAAAUGCAGCCGGUUUCCUCCCAGGGGUGAAGCUUGGAUAUUUGGUGUGUGACACGUGCUCACAUGCAAGCAAAGCAUUGCACAUUGUAGGGCAGAUACUUGCAGUCAACGCGUCUGUGAAUGCAAUGUGCAACUACACUCACUUCAGGCCCAGAGUCAAGAUUAUUUUAGGAGCACGAUACUCUGAGACGACCGUUGCUGUGGCCAGACUGCUCAGUGUCUACAUGGUUCCUCUCAUAAGCAGCACAUCAUCGUCACCAGAACUGAGUGAUAAGCUGAGAUACCCACCUUUCCUGCGAACUAUUCCCAGUGAUAUUCAUCAGACCAAAGCAGUGGCCAGUAUGAUGCGUCACUACAGAUGGAACUGGGUCGGGAUUGUGCAUGGUGAUGAUGAAUAUGGCAAAGCAGCCUUCGAGAGCUUCGUCAGGGACGCUGAGGCUAAUUCUGUGUGCUUGGCAUAUCAAGGAGUGUUGCCUCAUUACCUUGAUCAUCCACAAAUCCAGCAGCUUGUCAAGCAGGUCUCGGAGCAGAUCCGUUCCUCAAAGGCCCAGGUGGUCGUGGUAAUCCUCAGAGAAGAGUUGGUGGAGAUCCUCUUUCAGGAAAUGAUCAGGACCAACACGUCCAGGACUUGGAUUGCCAGUGAUGCUUGGUCCAGAAGCUGGUCUCUUGCCCAAAUGGAUGGCAUUGACAGGGUUGGGGACAUCUUGGGCUUCACCUUUAAUGCACAAAAGAGUAAAUCAUUUGAUAAUUACUUGAGGAAUCUUACAGUGACUCCAGGAGGAUACAACCACUUCAUUGAAGAAUACAAGAACCUGAGAUUUAAUUGUUCCAAUGAGUGUUUCUCAACUGAAUCCCAAUCCUUUUGUCCCUCACCUGACCUCCUGAAAAUGAAAUCUAGCAGCGCAUGCAAUCUCAGCAGUGUCCAAGAUCAGAAUGAUGACUAUCUUGUGACGUCUCUUGACACGAGUGAAGCUUUCCUUCAUAGGGUGUCAGUGUGGGCCACAGCACAUGCUCUCAAAAAGCAGCUGAGGUGCAACAGCUCUUCAUGCUCGGGAGAAAUUGACUUUGCUCCAUGGGAGCUUCUUAGAGAAUUGAAGAAGGUUAAAUUUCAACUUGACAACCAAACCUUUUACUUUGACGACAAUGGUGAUUUUGUAACUGGGUAUGAUCUGAUCAUAUGGGAAAGAUAUGGACACCGCAGAAGAUUUCGCAGAAUUGGGAAAUACCAUGUCCUUAGUGAACAAAUACAACUCGACGUGGACAGUUUCACCUGGCAUUUAACUGGCAAUAUCACGGCGCCUGAGUCGAGAUGCUCAGAGAGCUGUCCCUGUGGUUUGGUGAAGAAGAUCUUAAAUGUAUCCUGCUGUUACAGCUGCACACACUGUGUGGAGGGGACCUACUCAGAUGAUGCAGAUCUCGAUGAGUGUAAAGUGUGUCCCACUGGAACCUGGUCUCUGAAGGGUUGGGAUCACUGUCAGCCAAGACUGGAGUCGUACCUGAAAUGGAGCGAUCCCUAUUCCAUUGCAGUGACUGCAGCAGCAGUCCUUGGCCUUUUAAUCUUACUGGUUACCUUAGUUCUCUUUGUUGUUUACAAAGAGUCACCACCGAUGAAAGAAGCUGAGGUGAGACUGUCCUGUGUGAUGGUGUCUGGUCUGGCACUGAGCUUUGCCAGUGUACCAUGCUUCAUGGGGAAACCGAGUGUCCACCUCUGCCGGGCCCGCCAACUCAUGUAUGCCAUGGGCUUUACCUUGUGUGUGUCCUGCAUCCUGGUCAAGGCCAUUCGUACUUUCCGGGAUUUCGUUCCCUUUGGACCGUUAAGCAGACGACUACACAAACUUUACAACCCACCUGUUAUUAUUACUGUGACCACUGCUGUCCAGGGACUUAUUUGUCUUCUUUGGCUCAUCUUUGAUUCUCCUGAUAUCGAUGAGACACCUCCUGCCGAGCAAAGCAUGGAAAAGAAAGUCCAGUGUACGGAGGGGGACACAUACAUUGGUUUUGGUAUAAUGCUGAGCUACAUCGGUCUCUUGGCGCUGGUUUGCUUCUUCUUGGCCUACAAAGGCCGGAAUGUUCCUCAGCAGUUCAGUGAAACAGGGUAUAUCAUUUUUAGCAUGCUGAUGUACUUGUUUGUAUGGGUGUGUUUUAUUCCACUCUAUAUCACCAGAAACGAAGAAGGCACUCUGGUGCAGGCUUCAGCCAUUCUAGUGUCCAACUAUGGCAUCAUCUUAUGCCAUUUUUUACCCAAAUGUUUUCAAGCACUUCACAGGAAACGGAAUACCACUCAAACAGCAAUCAGGCUAACAAGAAGUAGAAGUGCAUCCCUUUAAAACUUCUCUUUUCUGAACAUGGACAUGAACUAAGAUAUCCACAUUAGAUUCAACUGCUCACUCUCCUGCACCAAAGGUUUGAGGAAGGGUUCGUUUGGUUUACAGCCAGCAGUGUCAUUCAAACAUCAAGCACCUGGUCUAUGCCUGUGUAGAGGAUAUAGGCUUUUAUUAAAAUCUCUUUUUGUUCCAGUGGCCGCUCAUGGUACUGCAACAGAAAAACACUCAUGUUGCCUAAAAAGCAAUUCUAUAGAGCACAAUAAUAAAAGUCUGUAAAACUGUUCACAGGACAAUUUGAGACAUGGACAUAUGCAUAUUUAGAUGUUUGUAUUCUAUAUUUUAUACUUUGUUUUAUUUUUAUACCCAGAAGAAUCUUCCUCUCACGUCUGUAUUCAUGUUUUUCUCCAUGUUGUCUUUUUCUUCUGUGAGCUUGGUUUUUAUGUUAUUUCCAGAUCAAAACUUGGCACCAUUCUAAAAAAAUGGUAAUAAUUAAUAACAAUAUAAAUGCAAGAUCAUUUAAUAAAAUGUGUAUUAGAGCUAUUACUGUAAGUUGAAUUAGCAUUUUGUCUGAUUGUUGUAGGUGAUAAUGUUGGAAUAUACUUUACAAACCUGUAAUAACAAUAUGGUUGUAAUAAACGCGGUGUAGGUUGCACCGUA